AUGCAUUUGGGUCCGUUGUCGCUGGAGAUUGCACUUAGUGCUAGGCUUCCGCUGUCGGUCCGGACCGGGAAACUGAACGUACUUUGGUUAGUCAUUCUGCUUGUAUCGACUUCCGUCUGUCUCUCUGUCCCUGAUCCUUUCAAGCAUAGAAUGAAGCGAGUGGGGAUUGCCGGGUUUCAGCUGCUUUCUCUGCUCUUAGGUUCGAUCUCUUCUCUUACGAUAUUUCUUCCGACAGGUCGAGGAGGUUCAAAGAAAGCUCGACUAAAAGGAGAGGUGCGAAUCCUUUUACGCCAGAGGCCAAGGGUAAGCAAUCAAACUCCAUAG
This is a messenger RNA of Salvia miltiorrhiza (redroot sage), 324 nucleotides long. NCBI's taxonomy places the organism in Eukaryota, Viridiplantae, Streptophyta, Magnoliopsida, Lamiales, Lamiaceae. The record is from the annotation of a RefSeq genome assembly.